Plasmopara halstedii is the source of this 1128-nucleotide messenger RNA. RefSeq lists its product as uncharacterized. The coding region runs from base 1 to 1128 and encodes 375 amino acids. Lineage: Eukaryota; Oomycota; Peronosporomycetes; Peronosporales; Peronosporaceae. The transcript is spliced from 10 exons. The record is from RefSeq and is a predicted model, not a curated record.
AUGACAACUAUCGCCGGUCUGGUACGCGAGUUCGAGACGUUACUUGUGCACAAGCAUCGCUUCGCCCUUAGCAACAUCGUAUUUUGCUUGCAAGAUGUCAUACACGAUCUGCAAAGUGUGCAGCACGCGCUUUCCGCGCACGCUGCCAUCACCUCAAUGUCGCGGUCAGACUCCGAAAUCACAAGCGAUUUGACACGCAUUUCCAGUCGUCUUGAGCGCCUCGUGACGAACGUGCCCUUAUUCUUGGGCUUGGAAAUGCCGUCUAAACUACACCAGUCAUUAGAUAUGCUGUCCAAUCACUUCGACGCUUUGAAGGUCGCAGUUGCUCAAGACGCGGCAAUGUGCGCUACCUUGACUAAAAAACGGCUCUAUUUGACAAAAUUUCUAGAUGAGGCGGUUCAAGUGCUUCAAAACUCGCACUUCAAACGGGUUUUGCAGUAUCAGAAUGUAAUUGAGCAGCUGACUGCUGAGUUCAAGUUAGCCGUAGAAGACGAAAAUUUGCAGCAGGUGAAACAGUUGUAUUAUGAUAUUCAGAUGAUUGAGGCUUCCAUGUCGAAGAUGCUACUGCCACACUUUGAAAUCUGCAGGACCAUUACUACUGCACAUGCGCAAGUGCAGCCCACAGGUGGCACGUUCUCGAAAGCUGAAUGUGACAAUAUCAAGACUUUUGUGCAAGCUGCUACAAAGCUACAAGAUGGGGAUACUACCUAUAACAGGAAAGCAAACUUGGUCUCGAAAUCUGUUCUCCAAGAUGCACAAUAUUUUCUAUCACAACUGGUUCUUUUCGAGCAAGCGGCGCAAAAUGAUGCGUUUAUGGUUUGCUCUAGUGCCUUAAAGCUGGAAUUUGACAAGUUUCUUGAUCAAGAGUUAUUUCUCGCGUACGUCGAAGACUGGAACGCAAAGCGCGAGAUGUUGCAGCUCGCCGAAUCAAGUCAUGGGUUUGUAGCUGCUUCAAAUCACCUGCUAGAAUUACGUAAAUCCAUCAAACAUGCGCACGAUCUUGCCCAAUCGAGUCAGAAAAAGUUGGCGCUAGAUGACCCAACCCGACAUUCCAUUUUGCAAGAAGUUGCUCGCAUAUUCCGAGAUGAAGGAGGAGUUCUAACACAUUUUGAUUUAGCUGAUGGAUAA